ACAAAAGUAUUUUUACAUCUACAAAGGCUGUUCUGCGAGCAAAUCAACCUGACAAUGAGUAACGGAGAAUUCGGUGAUGGCUUACUGCUACAUGUUUGUAAUAGAGACAUCAAUUAAACAUUUUUUCUCUCGGUAUAAUUUGAAGACAAUCGGACUUUUUGCCAUCGACAAUUCUUCUGCCGAACUUUACCGAUGCAUGUGAUGUAAAUGCAGUGUGAUGGUUGACAGUAGUUUGAGCAAUGUUGAGAUAAUUCUUGGAUCUAGAAUAUCUGGGCAUCCACCAAUCAGAAUUUUGUAGGGGCUUUAAAAGAAAUAUAGUACGCUCUUCCCACCCGCAUGAUUUACCCGGUGAUUUGUUUAUGCUGUCGAAAAAAUUUUCAGGAAGGUGGGUAGUGAUUGUUAAUCUAAAAUGAUAAAAAUCUCUGCUUUGAACGAGGAUUCGAGCGAGGAAAGCGAAGAUGAAGAUGUACCAACAAUUACUAAGGAAGCUCAGGAACAAAUAGCACUUACGGAGUACAAUAAGGCCUUAGAAUUAUUACGACGGAAUAAAAAAGAGGAUGCCUUGACACUUUUGAAAGAUCUCCUUGAAACUGAGUUGCUAGAUCAAGUUGAGAAGCCAGAAGUUCCCGACGGAAGGCCCAGGCCAAUGCUCUCCUUGAAGUAUUCGUGUUUUAAAAAUAUCGGAGCAAUUCAGGCUCAACUGGAAAAUUAUGAAGAUGCGAUCGACAAUUAUUGGGAAGCAACCAAUCUCGACGAUUCAGAUGUUAUGCUUUGGUAUAGGCUGGGAACACUUGCCAUGAAAACUUACAACCUUGAAUUAGCUUGUUCCUCAUUUAAGUAUGGGUUGAAAUGUAACCCAAAUCAUUGGCCCUGCUUGGAUAGUAUUAUCACAGUUUUAUAUGCAGUUCCAGAUUACAUGACCUGUUUAAUGUAUAUUUCAAUCGCUUUAGAACAUGAUCCUAGUUAUAUAAAAGGUUUGGCUUUUAGAGAUAAAAUAUUUAAAAAUAUUCCUAGCUUCGAAGAAUGCUAUAAGGUCUAUAACAGCGAUUGGGAAUUAGAUCCACCUGUAGAUACAGAUUACGAUCAUGUUAUCGGCGAUAAAUUUUUGGCUGAGGCUAAAGAUCUGGCAGAAAAGUGGGCUGAGGCUUGUCGACCUGAGUUCAGCCUCAAACCGUUACCAGAUUUGAUUUUAAAUAAACCUGUGGUAGAAUUCACAUGGUUGAGUCUGGGAGAGAGCUUAAUAAGCAUGCAUAAGUAUAUAACAGAUAAUAAUUAUAAUUUUGUGAGCCACAUCAAGAUCAAUGUUUAUCAAGAAGGUGACAGCAUGAAAGAGGAGAGUAGUAAUGUUGAAGAUGAAAAUUACAUGGAUGUGGAACUUGUAGAAAAUGAUAAACAUCAAAACUUUCCAAGUGCAGCUAAUUCAGUGAGGAUCGAGGAAACGCUCAAUCAGAUUUUUGAAGAUAAAAGUGUGAGUUCAUCCUCGGAGAACAAGAAUGAAGCACAGAUGUUGGAAAAUGACAAUGAUACCCAAAAUUAUAAUGCAGAUGCUAAAAAUGAAGCUGAUAACUUUGAUAGUAAAAAUGGUACUCCGAUUUCGGACUCAAAAGAUAAUAAUGCUGAUACCGAUAUGGAUGUCGACCUGGAUGACGAAAGAAAGUCAACAUCUAGCGAUGUACAAAUAAUAGAAGAUGAGGACCCACUGAGAUUAUUAGAUGCAGAAGAUAUUCAUUUGGAUGAUCCUAUCAUUGCAAAAAAGACAGAACGAUUAUUGACUGAAAAAUGCAGAGAACCAUUACUAAGUUCAGAGGAAAAAUCAAGCGAAAAAGAUGUGUUGAAUGAAAAAUCAGAUGGUAAAUCUAUUCACAAAGUGGAUUCUAUAGUGGGUGACAAAUCGAAUGAUAAAUCUUAUGACAAAUCAGCAAAAACUGAUGAUAAAUCCAGUGAUAAACUUGAUGGCAAAGAAGAAGGAAGAAAAGUAAAGAAACGAAGAAGAAGUUCGCUAUGUUUUUUAGAGCAAUGGGCUUGGAGCAGUGGAAGUAUGAGAAGAUCUGCGAGAGUAAGGAGUUCCAAUCGAAGAGAAGCAGAACGUGAUGAUGUACAGUUAGAAGAAGCGCUAAGAAGAAUUUUCCCGAGUGAUUUGUUACCAGAUACAGUGCGACUCAGAAAAGAGAAUCCACUAAAAUCUAUGGAAGAUUCAAUGGACACCAUGGAUUUGUACAGACUUUUUGCCGCUCGAGAAAAUGGAAGUAACACAACUGAAGGUUCUAAAAGUUCAGAAAGCUCCAAGCCUGGCAGUCCUGCAUUGAAUGAAAACCAAGAAUUAUAUUUUGGCACAGACCCAGAAAAACUAGAUGUGGCAAGUUUUAUCAAUGAACACAGUGAAAAAAGUAACUUAAUGAUCAUCAUUGCUAAAUUUACUGAAUUUUUAUGCACUAAAUGGAAUCAUGUGUGGCCUAAGGGAUUAGCUGAAGUAUAUAUGCAGAGUUAUGUUUUCACUCGGGAACAUAUUCCACAUCCUUCACCUUUUAUGGAUGAUGCAGAUGAUAACAUCCUGAAAUUGGAUGCUGAAAUGACCCUGCUGUAUGGCGAAUUGCACACAGACAGAUGGCUGAAUAAUAAACCAGACAAGUUACCCAACUCAACGGUUGACAAAAUGGGUACUGGGCUACCAUCCGAAGAGUUGGGUCAAAUAAUAUUUACCAGCGUUCGAGACGACUUGUUCAAUGAACAGUACGUGCUAUUCUUCUUUAGAGUUCUAUGGUUAAAAGCUAAUUUGUUCCUCUGUCAAGGUGACACAGAAAUCGUUAUUGAAAGCUUGGAAACAUUGCUGUGUCACUUGAAGGAAUUACAAGGCAAAGGCAACAAUAUGUUCUUACGACUUCCAAACUGUAAGCAUAAUUCAUACAUCAGCGUCAAGGUUGUUGAGAAAAUGCUGACUUCAGUUCAAAGGGGUAAAAAACUUGGAGAAAUUCAGUACCUGCACGAUGAAAAAAAAUACUCUGAAUUGGCUAGUAUACUGCAGGACACUUUUAAUUUUGCAAAGCAACGUAACAAAUUAGUAUCCCAUGGCGAAGUAAUAAUUGAACGAACCGAACAACUUUCAAUGCUGUUGAACAGCUUGUGGCAUCUGGAACAAUAUGAGGAUUGUUAUGUUUGGUCAGAAGCAUGUCUCCACGAGGCAUGGCACAAUUACUUGAAUGCUGCCGAUAAAGUGGAACAAAAAAAAUGGACGACUUCAAUCUUAAAUUCUCUUGAGAAACUGGAAGUUUGCGUGACACAAGUUAGUACCUUUGUUGUACGUUAUUUGCCUGCUUCACGCCUGACGAGACUGGUUCAAAAUUUGGUACACAUCGUAUGUUAUCAACUGGACGUCCCGGAGAAUGCAAUAGAAAUGCCCCUGGAAACUGUCUUGCCAUGGAUCUUGUUACACCAUAUUUUGCAGCAUGAAGAAGAUAAAGAACGAGCCAAAUCAGACUCGCCAGCAAAAAAUAAAAUACACGCUUCCAACAACUCAGAUUCAGAAGAGGAAAAAGAUGAUAUUCCAGCUUCGUUGAUGCUGCUUUUCACAGCACACGAAUUUCUUGGCCGACGAUCUUGGUGUUGUAUAAACGAAGCCAAGCUGUUGCUUUUCACAAUGAAUAUCACCAUACCGAAGUUGAAAUCGCCUCAAUUGGCUCCUGUUAAAGAUAAGCUAAUAAAAUAUGUGGAGCAGGUGCUUUAUUGCUUAUAUGCACAUCCUAGUAAAACGAACAAAGCUAAAGCAAAAUAUCUGGAAGAACACGGCGUACCGCAAAUGAAAUUGACUUGGGAAGCGGCACAACAGUUAUAUGAUUUUUAUAAACUCGAUAAGUUGCCUACAAUAGACGAUUAUAAAGCACAGUCAAUUACCUCGGAAAUGGAGAGUUUAUUCAAACGAAUUAUACGUCUAGUCCCACAAGAGAGCGAUCCAGCUCUAGUAUCCAAUGAUAUGAUGGCAUACAUAAAGAAAGACAAGGAUAAAAUGCCAAACGUAAAAAAAGCUCUGCCCUAUCAGAUCUCUUCGAUUUAUUAUCUACUGGGCGAUUAUUAUUUCAAAUCUAGCGACUGGUCACAAGGAGUUCGACAUUAUUUAUUGGACCUAUGCUUACAUCCAGUGAGAUUCAACUCUUGGGCUGGUCUUGCAAUGGCCACUGGUACACAGCUUGAGAUGAGAUUAAAUAGCUGCCAGACUCUGAAGAAUGAAAACAUUUUUUUGGAUCAAGCCAAAAUCGCUCAGUAUAGCUAUCAACGAGCAAGCGAAUUGGAUCCAAGACACUCGUUCAUUUGGAUAGAAUAUGGAAAUUUCGUGUACAUGGUACACUCUUUUUGUUCUCGAGUGCUCAAGCAAGAAGCUCAUAAAUUGAGUAUGGAGAAGUUUGAGGUAUUAGAAACAAGAAAAGAUACAAUGCUGGAUCUGGCAGCGCAUUGUUUCUCGUCGGCAAAUAGAUUGUUGAAUGAAUUGGCUGGACUACAAGACGACAGGUGGUUGACUCAUUAUAUCCUGGGUAAAAUUGCUGAAAAGAAAAACGAAGAUCCGCCCGUAUUUUUGGAACAUUAUCACAAGGCCAGUAUAUUUUUAUAUGAAAAUUACGCGAGAUAUCCUCCGAAAAUCAUUCACAAAAAUCCCGAAAACCUUGCCGUCGAAGCGUUGGAAGUAUACUACAGAAUACAUGCGAGCAUUUUGAAAUAUCUUGAACAGCAUGAGGGAAAACCUUUGAAAAAAUCCCUGGGUUUGUUGUUUCAACAAUACCUGAAAAAUUGUGCAAAUAGUCCUUUCAUGAGGUAUCAGUCAAAAAGUGACCUGGCGAAAAGAGACAAAGAUGGGUCGGAUUCUGACGGCAAAAACGGUUCCAGGGUUCCCGUAAAGAUAGUAGAAUCCAUCAAAAACGUUACAAUGAUAGAACAGCGGUCAAAUAGUAUCGAAGAAAUUGAGAUUAUUGAUAAAUCGAGGGAUAAAGUAGAUCUUGUUAGACCCCAUGAGCAGGUAAGAAUGGAAGCUCGCAAACGUCCCGCAGAGGAUGUGAGCGAUUGCACGGAAAGAGUGAAAUUAAAUAACGUCUCACACUUACAACUAAUGCAAGAUGUAGUGGCUCUCAUAGAUGAUUUAAUAACAAAAGUAUGUGAAAUGUCAAAUUCCAAAGAGAUAUUGGAUGACGAAAUAGUGACGUUGACCUCAAGCGAUGAAAACGAGGACUUGAAACCCGAAAAAGACAAAAAAUUUGGAAGUGAAAAGGAUUCAACAAGAACGAAAUUUGAAGACCUCAAAAAUAAUGUCGCAGAUUUUUCAAAAGUGACGGGUGCAAAUAUAGACACUGUUGUCAAGGAAGAAAAUAUUCAAGAUUUAAUGGAUGUCCUCAUGAAGCAAGCAAUGGAGAUUAGUCAAGAUGAAACGCAGCAAUCAUCUCCUGAUGAUGAGGAUACUAGGAAGUCUGAAGGAAGGUGGCUACAAAAUGAAGACUUUUCAAGUAAAGAAACCAAGGUGAGACCAGAAGAGAAAAAAAAAGCGCCCGUUGAAAUAGUUAAGGAGGAUGUAGCUUUAAGUAGGAGGGGGUCGCAGGAAAGUACCACCACAACUCAAACUACAACAACAACUGAAACGAACAACUCAAGUUCGAGCAGCAGCGAUGAAUCAAGUAGCAGUGAUGAUAGUUCUGACAGUGACUCGUCCAGCGAUAGUGAUAGUGAAUCUGAAAGCGAUGUAGAAAAGAAAAAGAAAAGUAUCGAACAAAAAGAAGAAUUUUUAUCCGACGAAGAAGUCGGCACCUUGACUGCCUAUUGCUUAGCAGGACUAGAGCAAUGUGUACUACGAUUUCCGCGACACUAUAAAUCCUUGUAUCGUCUCUCACAUUUCUUCUUUAAUAAUAAAACCAAGGAUAUUACGAAAUGCAAAGAUUUACUGCUUGGAACUUACAACUGCCAAUUUUACCCAGGAAAAUCAUUUCAAGGCCUUUUUUAUGAGAGAAGAGGUUCUAAUUUCUUUAACAGCAUAUGGCGAAUUCCUGUCGAAGAAGUUGAUAGAGGCGGUAGUUUUGCAUCACAUAUGUCCAAGUGUACUACACUUCUUAUGCAAGUUCUAAAAGAAACGAACGACAGCGAUAUGUUGAUGGAGCUAGGAUUACAGCUGUCUAAAAAACCAGACACGGAUAAGAAAUAUUUGAGAGAGUCUGAAAGGGAACAACUUUCUGAUCAGGCAAUGACGUUAUGCUUACAAUCCUUACGUACAAGAAUGUCAUUAAUGGGCCCUCCAACUGGUACGGAAACUAUCAUUGCACGGAAAAAUGAUUCCAGGAUGCAAGUUGUUCUUGAUAUAUACAAAACAUAUCAGUGUGUUCAGAAGCAUUGCUCAAAUAUGGAUUUGAAAAACGUUGCUGAUUUAUUGACGGAUACCUACAAAACUUAUAUCGGACAUAAAAAUAUUGACGGUAAUGUUCUUGAGGCGGCAUGUAAAUGGAGUCAGCAGCAAAUAGCUGUAAACAAAGUUCCAUCGACGACUAGUACUCCAAGUGUCAACCUCCAAGCGGCAUCUGUUGUUGCAACCACUUCAAGUCCGGUGAUCGUUUCUCAGCCUACAGCUGUCCCAAGUUCUCCACAAUCUCAUCAAAAUCGAAAACCUUACAAAACUUCGUUGAGUAGUUCAGGUCGUCCGAGAGGUCGCCCACCAAAUAUCAAUAAGUAUCACCAAGCCAUGCAACAGAAUGCAAAUAUGUUUGGCCAAUUUAAUCCAAAAGGUAGUUUUGCCAGUUAUCUUGGUCAGCCUGGUAACCCAGGACUUCUAAAUCCUUACUUUGUUAACCCGUUAAUGGAUCCUAAUGUUUUAAAUGCCAUGUUAGCUAACAUGACUGGCAACAUGAUCGAUCCUACAACAUUGGCUACUUUAAAUUAUUUAAAUCAAGUAGGCGGAAUGGGAGGAUAUCAAGAAGUGCUGAGACAGUAUCAGAAUAAUCUGAGUACAAUGACUAGCUUGGCUGGUGGCUUGAAUCCAAUCUCUGGUAGUAUCCCGCCUAUCAGCAAUACCUCUACAAUGACUACUUCAGGUGCUAACGUCAGUACGACGAGUAGCUUGGGACAUCUUGGCCAUUUGGGAAACCUUGGCAACUUAGGUGGUUUAGGAAACCUAGGAAAUUUGAGUAAUCUUAAUAAUUUAGGAGGUAUGACAAUGCAACAGUUUUUGAAUUUGAGUAAUUCGACAUCUUCGAUGUCUCGUUCGACACCGACUUAUCAUCAAACUGCUCCUAAAGCGACCACAACGACAACCAUGGCAACUACGACUAAAGAGAAACCUAGUAUCUCAAUAACUCCUGUAAAUACAACCAGUACUCACAAAUCUUCCACUAAAUCCUCUAAAAGUAGUUCUGCUGACUCAUCGUCUGUGCAUACUCCUAAAUCAAAUCAAGUUGCACAGCCUUCUAAAAGUUCGGUGCAUUCGUGCACUGCUCAAGUUUCUCUUUUAAAGCCGUCAGUAAUUCAGCAAGUUAAAUCUUUGCCACCAAAACAGAUGAGUGCUCCACAAAUUCGUGUUUCGAAAACAUUAACGGAACCUCAACCUGCGCAUAAAAGUUCACUUUCUCAUUCACCAGUUUUAAAAGGUAGUAGCUCUACUAGCCCAUCCUGCAUACCUCAGGCGGCACAUUCUGGAAUCUCCUCAUCUCUGGCAAUGAAACCCCCAAUAUCUAUGAAUUUGCCAUCUCAAGGGACAGGCACUUCCUUACAACAUAAAUUAUUAUCUAAAAAGCAACAACAACAACAACAACAACCACAUCCAGCUUCAAACUUAGCGUGUCCACCUAAAAAACAAAAAACUAGUAAAAAACUUCCAUCAUUGCCGAGUAGCUACCAAAGUUUGAUAAAUAGUAUGUCCAAUAUCUCAUCUUUGUCUCAAACUCCCUACUUACCAGCGGAAUUGAGUAGCAUUUCACUCAGCCAACUGCCUUCAUUGGCUGGAUCAAAAACCUCUGGUUCAAAAAGUUCGGGAUAUAGAAAGACAUCUAAUAAAUCAAAACCACCAACAUCAGAUGUAUCAAGUCAGCUCACUCAAUCACACGCUGUAGAAGCAAUGUCCAUGUUGUCACAACUUCAGCAACAUUCUCACUUGGAAAUAAUCCCACAGCACAAAAAUCAGCCCAAAUCUAGUAUGGAUUUUGGAAUUAAUUUACCCUCCUCACUGAGCGUUACCCAACAAAAAGUUAUCACCACCGAGCCACUUCGACCACCUAUAUCCGAUAGUAUGACUGUUUAUGAACUCAGUAGGAAUAAAUCCAUAAGUACUUCCAGUAGUACUUCUAAGAAAACGGAAAAAUUAAAUAAAGAUGGUGUAGAAAUUAUCACUCUGGAUGAUUAGCUUAUUUGUAUCAAAUAUCAGCGUAUGACAAAUAACUGCCAAUAAUUUAAAUGUAAGGAUGAAUGCUACAUCGUAUAUCUAUUAUUCAUUGGAUCAUGCUUCCAGGUUCCAUGGCUAGGUAAUCGAAUUGCACAGCCAUAAAAAAUAUUGUGCAUUGUCAAGUAUUAUUAUUUGUAUAUUUUGGUAUCACUUUUACGUACCGAGCUAAACAAUUGAAAGUAAUGAAUUCUUAUUGUAUCAUAGAUCUAGUUUUGUUAUACACUACAGAUUAUUGCUCAAGGUUGCAAAUUAGAAGCCCUCUUAGAGUAGCAAAUUUCAUACAUUCGUAUUCAUGAACGGGUGAUUUCAGAAUGCAGAAUCAAUUUAUAAAUAACCUAGUGUAAAAAUUAAAAUCAAUUUUAUACAGAACUAAAAUUUGCACUAGUUAAUUUAAAAAAACAAAUACCUAUUUCUCCACAUUGGCUAUAGCCAAGAACAGGUGGAGAUUUGGAAAUAUUUCAAUGUGAUAAUAUUCUCCUGUUCAAAAGGUAGAUGGAAGAAAUAUUAUAUCCUGAUUAUAAGUUGAAUUUUAUUUUAUUUUGUAUGGAAUAAACAAAUCAUAAUUAUAA
Messenger RNA from Athalia rosae (coleseed sawfly), 8964 nucleotides. Its product is annotated as calcineurin-binding protein cabin-1-like. Gene Ontology annotation, cellular component: nucleus. The transcript is spliced from 14 exons. Bases 410 to 8356 code for a protein of 2648 amino acids. The record is from RefSeq and is a predicted model, not a curated record. NCBI's taxonomy places the organism in Eukaryota, Metazoa, Arthropoda, Insecta, Hymenoptera, Athaliidae. Gene Ontology annotation, biological process: chromatin organization. Gene Ontology annotation, molecular function: protein binding; nucleosome binding.